Stomoxys calcitrans (stable fly) is the source of this 2415-nucleotide messenger RNA. It is a transcript of the gene Fbw5, whose product is annotated as F-box/WD repeat-containing protein 5. Lineage: Eukaryota; Metazoa; Arthropoda; Insecta; Diptera; Muscidae. Gene Ontology annotation, biological process: protein ubiquitination. Gene Ontology annotation, cellular component: SCF ubiquitin ligase complex; Cul4-RING E3 ubiquitin ligase complex. The coding region runs from base 221 to 2158 and encodes 645 amino acids. The transcript is spliced from 10 exons. The record is from RefSeq and is a predicted model, not a curated record. Gene Ontology annotation, molecular function: protein binding.
UGCUCUUGAUAUUCGUAAAUAUUUUGAUUCAUAUCACAUUCAAAGAGAAUGAAGAGAAAUUGUAAACUCUGGUUCCACUUGCAGUAUAGUAUUCAAAAAUAGCUUGAGGAAAAAAGUUAUUACCAAUAUUUAUCAUCCACGCCGUUAAGCCAUACGAAAUUUGUCAUCAAAGCGAGAUAAGCCAAAAUAAAGAUCAGGUGAUAGACGAUGCAAGGAAGUCAUGACAGAGGACAAUAAAGCGAAAAAGCAAAAAAUGUUCAUUGAAGAUGAAGACGAAGGCAGUGAGUCAUUAUGGUGGUCCAUGCCGGACCCAGUGUUAAUAAAAGUAUUUGCUCUUCUGGAACCUAAAGACAUUCUAAGCGCAUCUGCCACUUGCCGCCGUUGGUAUGAGGUGGCCAAUGAUACUAUUCUUUGGAAGCAUCAAUUUCAGCAACACUUUUCCACUGAUCCCUCGAUACCCCUUAAACCAGGUGCCUCAUCUUGGAAAGAUGAAUACGCACGUUUAACAUCCCGCAUACCUUUUGUACAGACUGAACGUUUGCAAGGCCAUGCCCAUCAAGUUUUGCAUGUCAGCUUUUCUCAUAAUGGUGAAAUGUUUGCCACAUGCUCCAAGGAUGGCUAUGUUAUUAUUUGGAAUUCAGAUCAUCCCUGCACAGAGAGAUACUCGCACAAUAUGAAACAAUUUAGUUGGAAAUAUACACAGUACUCACAGUUUAAUCAAAGCGAUACUCUGCUCUUGGUCUCUGGUGUACAUUUUGGGGCUCCGCACAGCACAUCUGGCGAAAUUGUGGUAUUCACCGUUGGCGGUGAUUACUCCCAUCUACGAUGUCGUGUCCGAAAUCGUCCAUAUGAUAUAUUUGGCACAUGGUUUAGUGAUCAAUAUUUAAUAUCCGGCGAACUUCAUUGGCUGGCCCAUUUAGUAAGUACGUCCGUAUUGUGGUUAAAUAAGGCAAAUCAGGAAGUGGAUUCGGAGCAUGUACCCAUUAUGAAUCAAUUGUAUAAAUUUUACAACCGCAACGCUAGUUCGGUUAGAGCCAUUAUGAUGGCUAAAUGCCCCUGGUUAGAUGAAACAAAUGAUCCACUGGCGGAGGAACCCAGCUCGGCAGAUAACGAAGAUGUAGAUAUGAAACAAAAUUCACCUGCCAUUGAUAGUGUUGAUGGAGGCUCAGCGGGCAAUCCACUCUCGCAUAUAACAUCUGUUAGACACUCGGUUGAACAGAACAGUUCGAAUGAUGCUAUGGCUUCAACAUCACGGCAUCGUCAAACUAAAUCAACUGAUGAUAUAUCCAUAUAUUUUGCUGAUGAAUAUCGUCGUCGGUUUAAUGGGGACAAUUGCCCUCUAGACUAUGAAGAAGAAGGGGAUGAUGUGGAGGUGGAUGAUGUGGCGGAAGCCGUAGAAGAAUAUGAUGAUAUGGAAAAUUCCAUACCGAAAUAUUUAAUUUUCUCAACGGGUUCUAAAACGUAUACGCCUCAUCAGAUUGGAAUUAAACGCAUAAACCAUGUAACGUUUCCCAAAAAAUUGGAUCCGGGACCCUCACUAAAGGAAAGAGUGGCAGCACGAAAAGAAAGGAAUCAAAUGCGCGAUCCCGAUCCCGACUGGAAUAAUUAUGAAUCUGUAUCAGAUCGUUUCGAUAAAAUCGAUAAAGUAAUAGAUUUACAUGGUCACAUUAUAGGAAUGGCUUUAAGUCCCGACCACAGAUAUCUUUAUGUUAAUACCCGUCCCUGGCCCCAAGACUAUGUUAUAUCAAAUCCUUUGGAACCGCCGCCAAUAGCACAAGAAAUUGACAUACAUGUCAUCGAUUUAAUGACUUUGAAACGUGUGGGAAAUAUGCUACGUGCCCAUAAAGCAUAUACACCCAGUAACGAAUGUUUCUUUAUAUUCCUGGAUGUCUGUGAUGAUUAUGUAGCAAGCGGUGCCGAAGAUAUGCAUGCCUACUUAUGGGACCGUUACUAUGGUAUUUCAUUGGCCAAAUACAAGCAUACAGAUGUAGUAAACAGUGUGGCUUUCAAUCCAAAAGAUUCUCAAAUGCUUGUAACUACCAGCGACGACUACUCCAUUAAGAUUUGGCGAUCUCGUGCAGUGGCAAAAAAACUUAAAAUUGACAUGACAAACAACGAUGAAGCUUUCGAUUUAAAGCUAAACACGACCGCUUCCUAGACAAAAAUGUAAUUUUUACCGAUGACUACAAAUGCAAAUAAAUAUCGUUUUAUUUUAAUUUAUUUCGAAUUUCUUCUAGACUAAAUUAAAAAAAGAUUAUAAUAGUGUAGUUAUUAUUUGAUAUUAAGAAACAACUUCAUUUAGCGUUAAACGAAUAAGACACCAACAUUUUAUUAUUCAUUUAUUUCAACUCAUAUUCUUUAUUUUUUAUUAUAUGUAUGCAUAUAUUUUCAAUAAAACAUAAAUUUAAUUUUUAA